CCCGCCCACAGCCCGGUCCGGGCGACGUGUGGGGAGGCCGAGCCUCGCGGCGCUGCGCACACCCUUCCCUCGCUUCUGACGGCGUUUCCCAUGGCUGACUCCGUGCUUCCUUGCUCUUUGGGCCCAAGUGCCCUGGCUUCCAGUACCUACCGAGACGCUGCAGGUACCAAACAGACAAGGGCCCUGAAACGAGGAGGCGCGUCCAGAAGGCAAGCGGAACUGGAAGCAGCUGCGCGCAGGAAGGCAGAGUUUGAAAGGAAGGCUGUGCGCAUCGUUGAACAGCUAUUGGAAGAGAAUAUCACAGAAGAAUUCCUGAAGGAGUGUGGGGCGCUCAUCACGCCAGCCCACUACAGCGACGUGGUGGAGGAGCGAGCCAUCAUCAGACUCUGUGGCUAUCCGCUGUGCCCAAAGAAGCUAGGCGCUAUACCGAAACAGAAAUACAAAAUUUCUACUAAAACCAAUAAAGUCUAUGAUAUUACUGAAAGAAAGUCUUUCUGCAGCAAUUUUUGUUACAGAGCAUCUAAAUAUUUUGAAACACAGAUUCCCAAAACUCCAGUAUGGGUUCGAGAGGAAGAAAGGCCUCCUGACUUUGAGCUUCUGAAGAAAGGACAAAGUGGCCGCUCUGGAGAGGAAGUGCAGUUCUUCCGGGAGGCCGUGACGGCCGCUGACCUCGACGGCCCUGGGGCCUCUCCCUCCAGCGACGACGAGGAAGGCUUCGUGUCCUCUCUUCUGCCGGGCCCACGGAGGCCCGCGCCCCCUGCGGAAGCCGUGAGGGAGGAGGCUGCGGCCCACGCGGAGAGCACGGAAAGCGGCGCGGUGGGGGCUGCCGCCUCCGGGCCCGGAGGACCCGCGCUGGAGGGGCUGGCCGCGCGGCUGCGCGCCUGCCGCGUGGGCGCCGGGGAGGAAGCGGUGGCCGGGACUCCUCCACCCGGGCCUCUGGGCCCGAGCGCACACGAAGGUGGGCGCGGCGUGGCCGGAGUUACGCUUGUCGGCAUAAGCCGGAGGAGCGCCGAGCUUUUCCUGAGCCGAUUUGCCCGAGGUAACCGGGGCUCGGCGGGAGCACCCCCGGCCGGGGCCCAGGAGCGCCCUGAGGCUGCAAAGGCGAGCUUACUUCGCGUCCUGAAGGACACGCUGACCGAGUGGAAGACCGAGGAAACGCUGAGCUUUCUGCGCAGCCAGGACCGUGCUUCUGUGAGCCUGAGGCCUUCAUCCACCUGCGGGCCUGAUGGAGAGGCUGAUGAAGCUAAUGGGGAUGAUGAGGAUGACCUAAGCCACUCCGGGCCUGCCCUGAGCCCGCCUCAGAGCAACCUGCAUGAGACCCUCCCUGUCAGGGGCUCGCACACCGCUGUGCAGCCUCUGCCGAGCUACGAGAGCUUGAAAAAGGAGACGGAGCUGCUGAACCUGAGGGUGCGGGAAUUCUACAGGGGACGCUAUCUCCUCGGUGAAGAUGCUGCCAAGGAGCAGGACCCGACAGAGAAAGUAUUUCCACGUGAUCGCAGCUUCCCACUGAUUGAGUCAAGUUCCCAGAACCAGAUUAGAAAACGGAUUGUUCUUGAAAAAUUGAGCAAAGUAUUGCCUGGCCUUUUGGGGCCUCUUCAGAUUACAAUGGGAGAUAUUUACACUGAACUUAAAAACCUUGUUCAGACUUUCAGAUUAUCAAAUAGAAACAUUAUACACAAACCCGUGGAAUGGACUUUAAUCGCUGUGGUGUUGCUGUCAUUAUAAAAGUCAGGAAGACAGAAUAGAAGAUGAAUUCUACUCACCGCACCUGGAACUUUAGCCAGUGAGGGUCCAUGGAUGACUGAUGACUAUGUACAUUACUUCCUCAGACACAGGAAAGCCAUUACCCCAGCAGGAAGAAGAAAGCUUUUAUAUCCAGAACCUCAAAACACAGGAUUUCUAUUUGAGAAAGAAAAAAAUAAAUGAAGUCUUAAAUUGAAACUUAAA
Psammomys obesus (fat sand rat) is the source of this 1947-nucleotide messenger RNA. It is a transcript of the gene Rpap2, whose product is annotated as RNA polymerase II associated protein 2. NCBI's taxonomy places the organism in Eukaryota, Metazoa, Chordata, Mammalia, Rodentia, Muridae. Gene Ontology annotation, molecular function: RNA polymerase II CTD heptapeptide repeat phosphatase activity; RNA polymerase core enzyme binding. The coding region runs from base 91 to 1725 and encodes 544 amino acids. Gene Ontology annotation, cellular component: nucleus; cytoplasm. The record is from RefSeq and is a predicted model, not a curated record. The transcript has 12 exons.